CCCAGAGGGUAAUGGGGGUGGGGUUGGCCGCAGCGACUUCUGGGAUUUGUGGUCCCGAGGGAGAGAUUGGCGGAUGAAAAACGCUUUGAGAAGCACCUCUCCCCCCGUGGGUUUCUCUGGACCGUUCCGACGGCUGGGCUCGGCCAACCCCCUUGAAAGCCCAUGCAUUAGAGUACGCAGGUCGGCGGUCGGCCAUGAUGAUUUCCGCUUCCGGUGGGCAAAGGGCAAGAGGAAUGUAAACACGGGACCGGAGUGGUCAUCAGAAUGGCUUCCUUUGGAUGGAAGAGGAAAAUUGGUGAGAAAGUCUCAAAGGUCACUUCCCAGCAGUUUGAAGCAGAGGCUGCUGAUGAAAAGGAUGCUGCUGAGAGUGAUGAAGGGAACUGGCUUCAUGCCGUAAAACGCAGGAAAGAAGUGCUGCUUGAAGGCUCUGCUGAGAAAAGCAAACAGCUGAAGGAUGAAGGAGCAAACCUGGCGGAAAACAAAAGAUACCGAGAGGCAAUUCAGAAGUGGGAUGAAGCCCUGCAGCUAACACCGAACGACGCUACCCUGUAUGAGAUGAAGUCACAGGUCCUCAUGUCACUUCAUGAAAUGUUCCCUGCAGUUCACGCAGCGGAAAUGGCCGUGCAGAGAAACCCGCGUUCCUGGGAGUCCUGGCAGACUUUGGGGCGUGCGCAGCUGGGGUUAGGAGAGAUAGUCUUGGCAAUUCGAAGUUUUCAAGUAGCCCUUCAUAUCUAUCCAAUGAACCCUGAAAUAUGGAAAGAAGACCUUUCUUGGGCAAGAACACUCCACGAGCAGCAGAAGGUAGCCCAGAAGAUUAAAAAAAGUGCAGCACCAGCGGAAGCCACACAUGUCUCCCCAAAGUCGAUUCCUGACUAUGACUUUGAAAGUGAUGAGAUUGUUGCUGUUUGUGCAGCUAUUGCUGAAAAACAAAAGGCAGUUUCAGCAAAUAAAACAAUGGUUAUUGUGUCAGCUUCUGGGACUGUAGAGACUGUAACUGAGAAGGAAGAUGGUGCUACACCACCCGAUGGCUCUGUGUUUAUCAAAGCCCGAUGAGGUUUUGCAGGAGGUAUUAGAGUCUACCUUUUUGAUUGCCACUUCAAGAUUUAGGCAUACAGGCAUUUACUCUGGAGAAACUGGGCAAAGCUCCUGUUUGUAAAAUAAGUUUUUCACAUGAGGCAUACAAAAACUAAAGGGUAGAGUUAUUACAUAGUGUUUGGACUAUGCUUUGAUAAGUUAUGAUUUAAACUUACUAAGACUAGAAUUCUGACUACAAUGGCUUUUGAUGAAUAAACUUAAUCCAAA
This is a messenger RNA of Pteronotus mesoamericanus, 1302 nucleotides long. It is a transcript of the gene TTC33, whose product is annotated as tetratricopeptide repeat domain 33. The record is from RefSeq and is a predicted model, not a curated record. Gene Ontology annotation, molecular function: protein binding. NCBI's taxonomy places the organism in Eukaryota, Metazoa, Chordata, Mammalia, Chiroptera, Mormoopidae. The transcript has 5 exons. Bases 265 to 1053 code for a protein of 262 amino acids.